AUGACAGGAAAUCUGGCCAAAGAAACCGGGGCCAAGGUCUUGAUGGUCCAUCAGCACCUUGCGCCGCAGAAUCCCUUUCCAGCGGCGUUACUUGAUAUAUUCCAGGCUUAUCUGACAUUGCUCGCACCGCCUGCUGGAUCUCCCCAUGAUGCCGUCUCGCCGUCUUCAAUAGUCGUUGCGGCCGAUAGCUCCGGUACGAGCCUUGCACUAGGGCUGCUACAGAUCCUACUACAACUCAAGCGCCAGAAUAAAUCGAUCCUGUUUCACGGAGAGACUCUCGAACCUGCUGUUCCUGCCGGAAUGGCACUACUUAGCCCGAUCACCGAUUUCGCCUGCAGCAUCCCCUCCCAUGAACGAAAUAUGAAAACAGACAUCAUCCCCUAUCUAAUUGAAAACCGGCCCUAUCUCGAUCCCAAGUUUCCUACUUGCCCACUGUGGCCUACCCGCCUCCCCACGUGCUAA
Messenger RNA from Aspergillus affinis, 462 nucleotides. RefSeq lists its product as uncharacterized. Gene Ontology annotation, molecular function: hydrolase activity. Lineage: Eukaryota; Fungi; Ascomycota; Eurotiomycetes; Eurotiales; Aspergillaceae. The transcript has a single exon. The coding region runs from base 1 to 462 and encodes 153 amino acids. The record is from RefSeq and is a predicted model, not a curated record.